AUGCCUCUUAAGAAUUGUUUGAUAGAUUUUGCAGCCUAUUUAUUUUGUCCUAAUGGUUGGUCGUCAUCAGCCAAAUCGGAAUCAAAGAGAAGAGUUUCAAGAUGGAAGAACUUCUUCACCGAUAAGGAUUCUAGAAGAAAUCAUAUUGCAUCAGAAUGGAGAAAAUACCUGGUGGUUAUCCUGUAUGUGUUGAUCAAUAUAGGAUUAUUCAUUGAGGCUGCGUGGAGAUGGCACGACAUAAUCGAACCUGUUGCAAACAGUCUAACAGCCUUCCCAAAGGAAGAUCGACUUAGGAUUACUUGGUAUGUUACCUUUGCUAGAGGUUUUGGGCAAUUGCUGAAUUUCAACUCGGCUCUCUUGAUUGUUCCAACAAUGAGAACCCUCUCCAAUACAUUGAGAACAUUGAAAUUAGGAAACAUUAUUACACUCGAUAAGAAUACCGUCUUCCACAGGUAUAUUGCCUAUUGGAUUGUUGUUUGCACUGUUGGGCACGGAUUCUUCCACUAUUUGAAUUAUGCUAGCUAUUACUUUGCCUAUACUAAUACACAAACCAAGGUUGAAAAUUCCUUCAUGGCCUGUUGGAUUCAAAAGUAUGGUAUUACUGGUAACUUAUUGUGUUUGGUCAUGUACUUGAUGUAUGCCACAAGUCAUGCAAAUUAUAGAAGAACCAAGAAUUAUACUGUUUUUUGGUAUACUCACCACUUGUUUAUUGUGUUCUAUGUUCUUUUGCUUGUUCACGGAAAAGUGUUUUGGAUUUGGUUUUUGGGACCUUGUGUCUUGUACUUGUUUGAAAGAAUUUUGAGAAAUGUUAGAGGUUCUGAGGAAACCAUUGUAAAGAAAGUCAAUUGUUUACCGAGUAGAGUAUUGGAAUUAGUAUUGGAAAAACCAAGAUUUGAUUAUCGUGCUGGUCAAUAUUGUUUCAUUAAUUGUCCACUUAUCAGUAGAUUUGAGUGGCAUGCUAUGACUAUUUCUUCUGCUCCUGAAGAUGAAUAUUUACAUUUCCACAUCAAGUGUGCUGGAGAUUGGACUAAUGCUGUAAUGGACUUGUUCAAUCCUAAACAACAUCAAACCGUUGUAAUUGAUAAACCAAUGACACCUGACAAUAAGGAUUAUUUGAUAAAAAUUGAUGGUCCUUUCGGUACUGCAGCAGAUGAGGUAUUUGACUAUGAAACAGUUGUUUUAAUUGCAGCUGGUAUUGGUGCUACACCAUAUGCAUCUUUGUUGAAACAUUUUAAUUAUACGUUGGAUCUUGAAAAGAGAGGAGGAAAGCCAUUGAAGAUUAAGAAAUGUUUCUUCUACUUUAUUAAUAGAGAUCACGGAAGUUGGGAAUGGUUUUCUAACUUGUUGAAUGAAAUGGAAGACCAUCACCCUGAAUUUUUCGAGCUCAAUACAUACAUGACUGGUAAAUUGAAGGCAGAAGAAAUUAAAAAGCUCUAUUUCGGAAGUUCUGAAUAUCAACAAGCUACUGGUCACAAACAAACUGCUGAUGUUCUUUUGAGAGCCAUGUAUGACUAUACACCUGUUAGUUCUGAUGAGUUGGAACUCCAUGCCAAUGAUAUCAUUUCUUUGAAGGAACAAGACGAAUCUGGAUGGUGGGAAGGAACCAAUCUCACUACCAAUGAAUCUGGUUUAUUCCCAAGCAAUUACGUUAUUCACAUUGAUGCACUCACCAAGUUGAGAGAAAAUAAGAAUCGUCACUAUGGUAGACCAGAUUGGGAAAGAGAUUUGGCUUCUGUUAGAAAUUAUGCAGAAAAGGCUCAUACUCGUAAGGGAAGAGCUAAGGUUGGUGUCUUUGUUUGUGGUCCUCCAGCAUUGUCAAAGGAUGUCUAUUCGUACUCUUUAUCUAUGAGUAGUCCUACUGUUCAAUUCGUUUAUCACAAGGAAAACUUUUAA
Messenger RNA from Naegleria gruberi, 1893 nucleotides. RefSeq lists its product as uncharacterized. NCBI's taxonomy places the organism in Eukaryota, Heterolobosea, Eutetramitea, Acrasida, Naegleriidae. Gene Ontology annotation, biological process: defense response; superoxide anion generation. The record is from RefSeq and is a predicted model, not a curated record. Gene Ontology annotation, molecular function: superoxide-generating NAD(P)H oxidase activity; protein binding. Gene Ontology annotation, cellular component: NADPH oxidase complex; plasma membrane. The coding region runs from base 1 to 1893 and encodes 630 amino acids. The transcript has 4 exons.